Oncorhynchus mykiss (rainbow trout) is the source of this 5097-nucleotide messenger RNA. Its product is annotated as ubiquitin carboxyl-terminal hydrolase 22-like. Gene Ontology annotation, biological process: protein deubiquitination. Lineage: Eukaryota; Metazoa; Chordata; Actinopteri; Salmoniformes; Salmonidae. Gene Ontology annotation, molecular function: zinc ion binding; cysteine-type deubiquitinase activity. The record is from RefSeq and is a predicted model, not a curated record.
CCUCUCUCUGUAUCCGCUAAUCAUGUUUCGCUUUGGGCGGGCUCGACGCGCAACAUACCAUUAGAAAAACACAUCCUGAGUGGAAGUGUUUGACAUGAGGAUAAAGGCAACUGUCAGUCUGAGACGUCAAUAGAUUCACGAAGACGGAUAACUGUACAAAAAUGUCAACAAAGGACGUAUUUGUCAGAUGCCGAAUCUGAUUUUGGGUAUUGUCGCGGCUGUCCAUUUCCAAACGGAAACCACAGCUAGCUUCUGUACUGGACAGCAAGCACCCGCUAGCUAGUUAGCUUAUUCUCGAUUCCAGGACACGUCUCUUCAUUUAAAAUACAAAACUGAAUGUUGUUUCAGUCAUGAGUCCAGCCGGGUGCUCACAUGUGAACGCUUAUAAGGUGGACAAUUGGAGGCAAAACCUACGAGUCAUAUAUCAAUGCUUUGUUUGGAGCGGGAGUGCUGAAGCCAGGAGACGAAAGGUGCUUCAGAAUGAUGUGAGAUGGACAGCAUUGGCCAAAUCAUGUAUCUGUCACAUGUGCGGCGCCCACCUGAACCGGCUCCACUCCUGUCUCUCCUGCGUCUUCUUCGGCUGCUUCACCAAGAAACACAUCCACGAGCACGCCAAAAACAAACGACACAAUCUAGCAAUAGACUUAUUAUAUGGUGGAAUAUAUUGUUUUGUGUGCCAAGACUACAUAUACGACAAAGAGAUGGAACAGAUUGCCAAAGAAGAACAGAGGAAAGCCUGGAAAUUGCAAGGUGUAGGGGAGAAAUAUUCGACGUGGGAGCCUACGAAGCGAGAGCUGGAGUUAUUACGGCACAAUCCAAAGCGAAGGAAAAUCACUACAAACUGCACCAUUGGUUUACGAGGGUUGAUCAACCUGGGCAACACGUGCUUCAUGAACUGCAUCGUCCAGGCCCUCACCCACACCCCCCUGCUGCGCGACUUCUUCCUGUCCGACAGGCACAAGUGUGAGAUGCAGUCCAACUCCUGUCUGGUGUGUGAGAUGUCACAGCUCUUUCAGGAGUUCUACUCGGGCCACCGUUGGCCCCACAUUCCCUUCCGGCUGCUGCACCUGGUGUGGACUCACGCACGUCACUUAGCGGGCUACGAGCAACAGGAUGCCCACGAGUUCCUCAUCGCAGCGCUGGACGUGCUGCACCGCCACUGUAAAGGAGACACCGCCCGAGACGACAACGGGAAGAAGGCCAACAAUCCAAACCACUGUAGCUGCAUCAUUGACCAAAUUUUCACUGGCGGACUCCAAUCAGACGUCACCUGUCAAGUCUGCCACGGUGUGUCCACCACGAUAGACCCAUUCUGGGACAUCAGUCUGGACCUGCCGGGCUCGUCCACUCCCUUCUGGCCCCUUAGCCCCGGGGGAGACGGCUCAACGGUCAACGGAGAUAGCCAUCUUUCAGGGGCCACCACGCUCACAGACUGUCUACGCAGGUUCACUCGGCCUGAGCAUCUAGGAAGCAGUGCCAAAAUCAAAUGUGGCGGUUGCCAUAGUUACCAGGAGUCCACCAAACAGCUGACGAUGAAGAAGCUCCCCAUCGUGGCGUGUUUCCAUCUCAAACGGUUUGAACACUCUGCCAAACUGAGGAGGAAGAUCACCACCUACGUCUCCUUCCCUCUAGAGCUGGACAUGACACCUUUCAUAGCUUCCAGUAAGGAGAGCAGGAUGAAUGGCCAGUAUCAACAGACAGUAGAAGUAUUAAACAACGACAAUAAGUAUUCUCUGUUUGCGGUGGUGAACCACCAGGGCACCCUGGAGAGUGGUCACUACACCAGCUUCAUCCGCCAACACAAGGACCAGUGGUUCAAGUGUGACGACGCCAUCAUUACGAAGGCCAGCAUCAAGGACGUGUUGGACAGUGAAGGGUAUCUGCUGUUCUAUCACAAGCAGUUCCUGGAGUAUGAGUAGCCUUACCUUGUAGACCGCUGGCUCUGCGGAGAACCAACCAAUGACUGUGGAACAGAGGACGAUAAAACACGAACACACAAACCUACCUGAAACUCUGACUAUACCAGUUACUACUACCCCCCCUGACAGGGGUGACAGUCUAACAUAAACAAUGACUAAUAGUGAAAAAUCAUGCAAAACUUGUUCAAAAACAGCACUGAGCUCCCGGCAUCUACUUGACACAACUGAAUGGAGAAAGAGAAUGAGGAAAAGUGGAGUGGUGUGGGUGGGAAGGAGCCCUCCCUCUCUCUCCCUCACUCCGCCCCUUUUCUGACGUUGGGGCGGAGCCUUGUCGAGAGUGAUUGACAGUUCUGUGGAGAGGAAGUAGGAGGGAAGAGGGCACAGUGGGACUCAAACCCCCAAAACUACAGUAUUGAAUUGUGAAUUAUUGUUUCAUGGUGCUCUCGUUUCCACUGAAAAGCAUUUACCAUACAGUCACGAUGGGAGGAGACUGUCCAACGUCUUCAUAUGCAUACACAACUAAAUGUCACGAUGGGAGGAGACUGUCCAACGUCUUCAUAUGCAUACACAACUAAAUGUCACGAUGGGAGGAGACUGUCCAACGUCUUCAUAUGCAUACACAACUAAAUGCAAAAAAUAUAUAUACUUCAACAGCAAAACAAAGUAUGGUAUUAUUUAAAAUAAAAUAGCAAACAAGAUCUAGUUAUGAUUCUUAUCAUUUGAAUUUAGUUCUGGAAUAUGCUGUAUGAUCCUCGAGUACAUCUAUUUUUUUAAAGAGGAAAAGUGAGAGAACUGAGAGCACGAGACGCCAUCCUUGCUAGUUUCCUGGUAAACAGCCAAACAUGAAAAAUGGACUUGGAUCAAACUGAACGUACCCAUGUUCAAACUAUUUUUUUGUUGAUUAUUUUCUUGUUUCAUUUUGGUUGAGGGCAAGGGAAUAUCUAUUUUUUUAUUUAGCGACUCGUUCAUUGAAAUUCUUUGUGUACCAUUUCUUUCCAGUGUCCACGUUAAUCUCAUCGUUCUGUUUUGUUGCGGUGCAGUAAUGUCCCUUCCUUGCUGUCAUGGUACCUUCAGAAGACGUUAUUUCGAUGUAGUAUUCUUUAUCGUGGAAAGUGUUGUUGGCUAUAUAAUGAUGGUGGUGAUUUAAAUUGGCUCACUUUUGGCUGUUGACAUUUUUGAGCUAUAGGUUUCUAUAGGUUUCUUGUGGCAUUAUGAAGUAGAGGCAAUUCUCUGUAGCUUGGUCCCAGAUCUGUUUGUGCUGUCUUGCUAAAACUCUUAUAGUAGCUGGUAAGCCAUCACAAACAGAUCUGGGACCAGGCCAUGGCUAUCAGACUGCUGUGGGUCUUUUUAGAAGACCUCUGCAACACAGUAGGGUGGAUACCUGGGGCAAAUCGCUUGCUAUUCCCCAUAUACUGCAGAGACAAAUGUAGUUCUCUAGGGAAUAGUGGGCCAUUUCAAACACAGACCUCUAGAGUCUGUCAACUAAAGCGAUGUGCUAACGUAAGCCUACUGCAACACAGCUGUGCAGGUCUAGGGCAAAACUGAAAUGGCUCACUAUUCCCUAUAUAGUGCACUACUUUUUAAUUCUGUCCAAUAGUUGUGCACUACAUAGGGAAUAGUGUGCCAUUUUGGGCGCAUGUCCGUCUCUGUCUUAAUGACGCCUUGGGCAAUAAUACCUCGACGCCUACACCUCUUCUGUUACAAGACUCCGUUGACUGAUUUGUGUACUGUUGUUUGGGGGGGGUAAAUGGCGAUGAUGAAGGAUUGCACGUACACGGUGGCGCUGUCUGUUUGCUGCACACUCUCCAGCUUUUGAAUCCAUCAGUGUUCUCUUAAUAUCCACAACAACAACCACAUGUGGCUUGUUCAGACCAAGGUUGUGUUCAUUAGGCACCAAAUAGAGAACUCACAAACGGGGAGGGACUGCUUGGGCUUGUCCAAUGAGAAACGCUAAUUUAAAUGUUCCGUGGCAAAACGUUUUAAAACGUUAUCCAUUGCGUGCCCUGAUGUGCACGACCCAAUGUGACUUGUGGUAGGUUGCCUCUGCAGUGCAGUAACACAGUGCUCUAUCCUAUCAGUAUGCUGUCUGAAUUCUGAGUCUAAAAAGAAAGAACACAAAUGUGUUGUUGGGUAAUUUAUGUUUGAAUAUCACUGUGUAUGUAAAGUUUUAAAAAAGAAAUGUGGGAAAAUGUAUACCACAUUGAUACCGCAACACUUUGGGUCUGGUCCAGCUGCUCGGGAAACAAACAAACAAUACAAAUAAAUCAAACAUAUCUAUCCUCUGGUCUGGUACAGAUAGUCCAUUACUGAACCCUGAGCCAGAACAGAGAAAUCACACGUUUAAAUGGUCGCACCACCAAGGCUUCCGAUGAGAAGAGCGCCACCCAGAGGUCAUUCAGGAACGCAGCCCUAACGUGUAAGAAGGUGAGAGGAGAGACAUUGUCCGUUUCAGUGAUUUUAAACUCAACAAAACUCACGCGGUCCUUUUUUUCUCUUUAAUUAGAACAUACUCUGUCUCCAUUGCCUGAUUUCUUCCGUUUCAAAUCUAUUCCAUCUUUUCUCUAGUGUAGUGUGCAGUUUUGUGGUGUUGAAUGACAACAUUUGGAUAGAAAUGCAUUUAGUAGAAAUGAAUGUCCGAUAGAAUGAAUAGCUGACAUCAUUUCCUAUUCUAUCUUUAAAGCUCAGUGUUUCCCGUCACUGAAUACAUCCCUGUAGGUAAACCACCAACACAGAGACAGAAGAUGGAGAACUGCCUGCCACAGAUGUGGAUACUAGUUUCCCUGAAGCCCUCUAUAGUGUAGUUUGGGGCAGCAGGGAGCCUAGUGGUUAGAGAUCCUCCGUGAGCACAGCUGUGUACGUCAUCCAUUUCGUAUGUUACGUUACGAAUGUGUUUGUGCUUAAGAUCCCGUUCAAGCUCUUUUAAUGCAUGAUGCUUACUAACUUGUUUCUCUUGCUGUGUCAUUCUGUUUCCCUGAAGCCCUCCAUAGUAGUUAGACUCGUUCCAAUAGAUCCUAGUGGAGUCCAUAACCUCAUGGUGGUUUUAGGAAAUGUCAGUUUAGAUGGCAUAUUAUGCCUUACCUCAUUCUCAGGUCCUGCAGCCUAAUCAUUGACCACUCCCACUGUUUGGGUCUACAGUCGUAGCCCAAGGUUUUGAGAAUAACACAAAUAUUAAUUUUCA